CGGUGUCCCUGCGCGCCCCGCACCAGUCCCGUCCCGCGGUGGCCCCGCCCGAGGGCCCUGGGGCCCAGCCCGCCGCCCUAUAAAGGGCCCCGCCGCCGCCGCCGCCGCGCUCCCGGCCCGAGGAUGGCGCCCGUGGGCGGCAGGAAGGCCCGGAGGGGCAUCCUAGAACGUUUAAACUCUGGAGAAGUUGUGAUUGGAGAUGGAGGGUUUGUCUUUGCACUGGAGAAGAGGGGCUAUGUGAAGGCGGGCCCUUGGACCCCGGAAGCUGCUGUGGAACAUCCAGAAGCAGUUCGCCAGCUUCAUCGGGAGUUCCUCAGAGCUGGAUCCAAUGUCAUGCAGACCUUCACCUUUUAUGCAAGUGAAGACAAGCUGGAGAACAGAGGAAACUAUGUUGCAGAGAAAAUAUCUGGGCAGAAAGUCAAUGAAGCUGCUUGUGACAUUGCCCGGCAAGUGGCUGACGAGGGAGAUGCUUUGGUGGCAGGAGGCGUGAGUCAGACACCCUCGUACCUUAGUUGCAAGAGUGAAACUGAAGUUAAAAAAGUAUUUCAGCAACAGUUGGAGGUCUUUGUGAAGAAGAACGUGGAUUUCUUGAUUGCCGAGUAUUUUGAGCACGUUGAAGAAGCUGUGUGGGCAGUUGAAGCCUUGAAAGCGUCUGGGAAGCCUGUAGCAGCAACCAUGUGCAUUGGCCCAGAGGGAGACUUGCACGGCGUGAGCCCCGGCGAGUGUGCAGUGCGCCUGGUUAAAGCAGGAGCUUCCAUCGUUGGCGUGAACUGCCAUUUCGACCCCACGAUUAGCUUGCAGACAGUGAAGCUCAUGAAAGAAGGCUUGGAUGCUGCCCGACUGAAAGCCCACCUGAUGAGUCAGCCGUUGGCCUACCACACUCCUGACUGCAACAAACAGGGGUUUAUCGAUCUACCAGAAUUCCCCUUCGGACUGGAACCCCGAGUUGCAACCAGAUGGGAUAUUCAAAAAUACGCUAGAGAAGCCUACAACCUGGGGGUCAGGUACAUUGGCGGGUGCUGUGGAUUUGAGCCCUAUCACAUCAGGGCUAUUGCUGAGGAGCUGGCCCCAGAAAGGGGGUUUUUGCCUCCAGCUUCAGAAAAACACGGCAGCUGGGGAAGUGGUUUGGACAUGCACACCAAACCCUGGAUUAGAGCCAGGGCCAGGAGGGAAUACUGGGAAAAUCUUCGGAUAGCCUCUGGCAGGCCAUACAACCCUUCAAUGUCAAAGCCUGACGCUUGGGGAGUGACCAAAGGAACAACUGAGCUGAUGCAGCAGAAGGAAGCCACAACUGAGCAGCAGCUGAAAGAGCUCUUUGAAAAACAGAAAUUUAAAUCUGCACAGUAGCCUCAGUGGAACCCAUUUUUAGUAACUUCUAUGUUUGGGCCACAGUUCCCCAAAAUAAGGAAAAGAUGGUUUCAAAGUGAUGCUUAUCUUCAUGCCAGGCUUCACAUAAAAUAGGUAGUAGCUGAACAAAAUGGAACUACAAAUAGCACUUGAGAACUUUAAAAAUAUAUUUUAGAAAUUUACUUAGAGUAAGUAUAAAUAAGUAAGAAGUAAAUCUUAAGCAGGGCCCCUCUACUGCGUAAUGUAUUAGGGAAAUCACUGUGGCCAGGGAAAAGUAAUUCAGAUAUUCAUCCCCACUGCCAAAAGUUUGCAGGCUAGUAAGGAGGAUGAGAUGUGAGCUGAUGAGACAGCGACAGACAAUGCUCUAGGGAAGUGACUUCCAAGUUCUUUUGAACUUGACCCUUAGUAAGAAACAAAAGUUAGGUGAUAACCCAGUAAAGCAAAUAUCAUAUACCCACUGAAAUAAAAUUUGUGAUCCAUUUUGA
Canis lupus familiaris (dog) is the source of this 1832-nucleotide messenger RNA. It is a transcript of the gene BHMT, whose product is annotated as betaine--homocysteine S-methyltransferase. The transcript has 8 exons. Bases 124 to 1347 code for a protein of 407 amino acids. Gene Ontology annotation, molecular function: zinc ion binding; betaine-homocysteine S-methyltransferase activity. NCBI's taxonomy places the organism in Eukaryota, Metazoa, Chordata, Mammalia, Carnivora, Canidae. The record is from RefSeq and is a predicted model, not a curated record.